Messenger RNA from Cutaneotrichosporon oleaginosum, 2035 nucleotides. RefSeq lists its product as uncharacterized. Gene Ontology annotation, cellular component: nucleolus. The record is from RefSeq and is a predicted model, not a curated record. Gene Ontology annotation, molecular function: GTP binding. Lineage: Eukaryota; Fungi; Basidiomycota; Tremellomycetes; Trichosporonales; Trichosporonaceae.
CUCUUCACAGCAUGCCCAAAGCAAGAAACGGCUCCAAGCCCAAGAGCAAGGUGUAUGCGCUGCCGAGCGCCGCGCGCCGCCAGAAGGACGGCGGCGUGCCCAAGCUCACGGCGCUCAAGAGCAAAGCGCAGACGGGGCGGUUCGCCAAGGCGAGACCUGAAAGAGUCGCGGGUCCCUCGUCGAUGCACGCGCUGGCGAGCACGUCGCGGCACGCGGGCGACAACUUUAUCGAGGCGAUCCUGGAGGACGCGGCGCCCGUAGACGCCUCGUUGACGGUCCGCGACUCGUCGGCAAAGGCGUUCAUGCGCGAGCUGCGCAAGGUUAUUGAGCGCGCGGACGUCAUCAUCCAGGUGUUGGAUGCGCGCGAUCCGGAGGGCACGCGCAGCAAGUGGGUCGAGGAGGAGGUGCGCAAGCGCGACGCGCAGGGCAAGAAACUCAUUUUCGUCGUCAACAAGAUCGACCUCGUGCCCAUCGACAACCUCCAAGCCUGGUUGAAGCACCUGAAGCACACGGCUGCUACGUGGCCGUUCAAGAGCUCGACGCAGAGCCAGAGGGGUCACUUGAGCCAGGCGACGGUGCCGCUCACGGCGCAGAGCGUGGCAGGGCAGAAGACGACGCUGCGCGAGCUCCCCCAGACCUCGUCGUCGAUGGGCGCGACCGAGCUGCUCGGCGCGCUUAAGCAGUACGCGCUGAGCACACCGCACUCGGCUCUCACCGUCGGCGUCGUCGGGUACCCGAACGUCGGCAAGUCGAGUCUCAUCAACUCGCUCAAGCGCAGCCGCGCGUGCGGUGUCGCCGCUAUGCCGGGCAAGACGCGUGUGGUGCAGGAGGUGGUGUUGGACAAGGGUGUCAAGAUCCUCGACUGCCCUGGCGUCGUCCUCGAGGAUAUCCGCGAUCUUGCGAGCGGCGACUCGAAGCGCAAACAGGCCGAGAUGAUGCUCCGCAACGCUGUCAAGGCCGAGCUCGUGGAAGAUCCCAUUGCGCCAAUGGAUGUCGUGCUCGAGCGCGCGGACCCCCAGCUGCUUAUGAAUCUCUACAACCUCCCACCGUGGGACGACACCAAGGACUUCCUCAUCAAGCUGGCGCUGACGCGCGGCCGGCUGGGGCGCGGGGGCGUCCCCGACCUUGAGGCAGCAGCUGUCCAGGUGCUCCGGGACUGGAACUCGGGCAAGAUCCCCUACUACACUCGCCCUCCCGCGGUGCAUGUGUCGAACAAGCCCCAGGAAGUGGAGGCUGGUGCGGAGGAGGAUGUGGCGAUGGACGGCGCACGUGUUGGCGACGCCAAGAUUCUCAACACCCUCAGCGAGGCAUUCACGCUCGAUGGUCUCUUCGACGAUAUUGGCGGCGAGUUGGAUGACGAGGACGAUGGGGGCUUUGUGCCUGACGAGAUGGACGACAUGGAGGAGGACGCCGCCGUCCCUCCUCCUCCAGCAGCCACUGCUCCCGCAGCGCCGGGCAUGUCGGCGUGGUCCGGCGCCUUCUCCCCUACCUCCUCAGCUGCAUCGUCUCCACGCGGCCGCGGUCGCUCCCUCUCCGCCUCCCCACCCCCCUUCCCAACUUCCACCUUCAACCCGUCCCUCAAGUUCAACCCGCAUGUCGCGUUCAAUCCACCUGCCGCGCGUGCCGUCGCGGACCCCACGCGCCUCUUCACGGCCGAGGAACGUGCAGGCCUGCCAGCGCUCGCGACGGACAAGCGCAAGGCGAAGAAGGAGGCCAAGAAGGCCAAGAAGCGGCGUGCGGCCGCCGAGCAGACCGAGGGCGAGCUCCUCCUCGGCUUCAUGGGCAUGGACGUCGACGAGGGGCAGGCGUACGAUGCCGAGCCGAGACAGGUCAGAAGCGCCAAGCAGCGGCGCGUGGAGAAGAAAACGGUCGUCAAGCCGAAGAAGCCAGUCGACAUCGAGGCGGCCAAGGAGCGCGACUUUGCGUCGUUCCUCGCGGCCAUGGGCGAGGACGAGGAGGAGCUGUAGACAUCCAGAGGAUGACCUGUGCCAUAUGUAUAAUUCAGCCAAUGCAUACUCCCAGCCUUCAGGCGAGC